AUGUCUACUCCUUCAGAAAGUUUCGGAAACUUUGAUCUUGUCAAAAGAGUCAAGCUUGAUUUCACGGAUGUUGUUGUUUCGAAAUGGAGGAGCCGUGUGACGGGUCUGAGCGUUGUUCAUCUAGAUUACACAGCCCCCAUCGUCAAUGGUUAUUUUGUUGUCGGCACCGAAAUAUUUGAUGAUUCUGGUUGCCCCCAUACUCUGGAACAUCUUGUUUUUAUGGGGUCAGAGAAAUAUCCGUACAAGGGUAUCAUCGAUCAUUUGGCUAAUCGCGGCUUCUCAAACGGGACUAACGCCUGGACGGACACGGAUCACACUGCCUAUACAGUCUCUACUGCCGGAGAACAGGGAUUCCUGCAAUUGUUACCUAUCUAUGUCGAUCAUAUCCUGUAUCCCACAAUAACACAAGCUGGUUUUGUAACAGAAGUGCAUCAUAUCGAUCCAAGCGGACAGGAUUCAGGUGUGGUAUACAGUGAGAUGCAGGGCCGAGAAAAUACUUCGGGAGAUCUUAUGGCUCUUCGGGCACAACGGCUUUUGGAUCCACCAGGUUGCGCCUAUCGCAGCGAAACAGGCGGUCUUAUGGAAGCCCUACGAGUACUCUCUGUCGAGCAAAUAAGGAAAUAUCAUGGCACGUAUUAUGUCCCCCACAACUUGACCCUCAUUGUGGGAGGUAAACUUUCCAGUGGCACCUCGUCACUGUUGGAUGUGGUACAAAACAAAGUGGAACCUGUUCUCAUCUCGCAUGGACAAAACAAGGGACCUCGGCCCCCAGGUUGGAAACGGUCCUUUGUUGAAACAGCCAGUGCUGCUAGACCCCCGAUUGCUGAAACCAUCAAGGAAACAAUAGAUUUCCCCGAGCAAGAUGAAAGUGUUGGCGAAGUUACCAUUACUUUCCUAGGCCCUGCUACAAAUGACUUUCUAGGACGGAAGGCUGUUGAUAUUUUGGCCACAUACCUUACCUCUUCUGCAGUAGCGCCUCUCAACAAGGAAUUUGUUGAGAUAGAAUCACCCCUAUGCACGUACAUCUACUUCUCCGAGGACAUUAGAGCUACCCGCGUCUACCUCCCUAUAUACAUUGGUUCCAUUCCAGCAGAGCAUCUGGACACUUUCGAUCAAAAGCUGAAAACUACUCUUCAACGUAUCGCCGAUGAAGGGAUAGACAUGGAACGUAUGGCUAUGGUCAUCAAUCGUGAUGAGCGUCAGCUGCGCAGUAAGCUAGAAUCGGCUAAAGGCGAUACUUUCUCCACCAACAUCAUCACGGACUUCUUAUAUGGUGCCGAGGAUGGAUCGGAGCUGAAGGACUCUAUGGACGAAAUCAACCAAUAUAACGAGAUAAGAUCAUUCUCAAGUAAACAAUGGACGGAUCUUCUGAAAAAAUAUUUUAUUGAUCCAGCAUCCGUCAUUGUUAUUGGUAAACCUUCUGCUGCCUUGGCUAAGAAGUUGGAGGAAGAUGAGAAGGCUCGCGUUGCUGCUCAGGUCGAAAAACUUGGCCCGGAAGGUCUCAAGAAGGCGGCGAAGGAACUUGAAGCUGCUAAAGCAGAACAUGAUCUCCCGAUUCCUACUGAGGUGCUGACAAAGUUCCCAAUACCCGAUGUCAAGAGCAUAUCCUGGAUACCAGUCCAGAGUCUCCAAGAACCGGGUAAAGGUCGAAAUUCUGCUCCAGGACGAGUGGGGACCUCACUGUCCCAACACGUACAUAGUGAUGGUUCUGCCCUACCCUUCUUUGUACAAUACGACCAUGUCGAGUCAGAUUUCGUGACUGUUCACGGGUAUUUCUCCCUCGCAAAGGUUCCCCAUCACCUGCGACCACACAUAUCAACCUAUCUUUCGGCGUUCUUUGCAUUGCCUGUACAAAGACAAUCUGGUGAAUGGUUGAGCCAUGAAGAGGUUAUCAACAAACUUGAUGAUGAAACUGUAUCAUAUGAGGUGGGACUCGGGGUGUCAAACGCAUUCGCUGAAACUCUUCGUGUCAGCAUCAAAGUCGAAGUAUCUGGAUAUGAAGUUGCUGUCGCUUGGCUGAGAGACCUUGUGUAUGGCGCUCGCUUUGACAAAGAGCGGCUCCAAGUAACUGUUGCCAAAAUUCAACAAUCCCUCCCUGAGCUCAAACGCGAUGGCAACACGGUCCUGGGCUCUCUGUGGGCAGAUCUCCUCUACAAUGAAAGCUCGACGUCCCGAGCGGGAGGAGUUCUUCCUCAGAUCGAUUUCAUUCCCAAGCUCGUCAAACAGCUACAGGAGGAGCCAGACAAAGUAGUCGCGAAUUUCGAGGAGAUCCGGAAGCACAUGACUGAUCCUUCCGGCAUGCGAUUCUCGGUUACAGGGGACGUUAUGAAACUACCACAACCAAGGAGUGUCUGGCCCAAGUAUUUCCACUCCGUUCCGGACGUGCCUCUAGCACCCGUUCCUUUAGUGUCUGAUAGGCUCAGUACUGUUGGCGAAAAUCCUGUUAAGAAGGCGAUUGUCAUGAGCCUCCCUACGAUAGGGAGUUCAUACGUUACUCACACUGCCAAGUGUCUCAAAGGUUUCCAGCAACCUGAGUAUCCCGCUAUCCGUGUCGCACUUGAAGUUCUCAACGCCACUGAGAGUUAUCUCUGGCGGUAUAUCAGAGGUUCAGGCCUUGCAUACGGCGCGUACGUAUCAAUAGACCUUGAAGCUGGGCUCUUAAGCUUCUCGUUGUACCGGGCAAGAGCUUUCAGGGAAGCUUCAAAUGUCUUGAAAGGACUAGUUGACGGAAGCGUUCCCUUCGAUCCAACAACACUCGAUGCCGCCAAGAGCAGUAUUGUGUAUGGUAUUACCAAGAGCGUUUCUACGGCAAGUCGCGCAGCAAGUGUUUCUUUCACGAACCAAGCUCUAAAGGGCCUCGCACAAAACUACCAAGUUGAAUUACUUGACAAGCUACAAGCUGUCACCCAGGAGGAUGUCUUGGCUACAUUGCGGACGCAUUUCCUACCUCUUUUUGAUCCGUCAUCAUCUGUAGCCGUCGUAGUAACGUCUCCUGCUAAAGCAAGCGAGAUUGCUGACGGAUUAAAAGACGCUGGCUUUGAUGUGGAGAGCCGGCAGCUGGAAAUUGACCCGGAUGAAUAUAGUGGUAGCGGUAGCGAAUGUGAUAGUGAUUGCGAUAGCGACCAUGACCAUAGUGACUAG
Molecule: messenger RNA, 3141 nt
Organism: Desarmillaria tabescens
Lineage: Eukaryota; Fungi; Basidiomycota; Agaricomycetes; Agaricales; Physalacriaceae
Product: Metalloenzyme, LuxS/M16 peptidase-like protein
Exons: 23
Coding region: 1-3141 (1046 amino acids)
Molecular function (GO): metal ion binding
Source: RefSeq, a predicted model, not a curated record